This is a messenger RNA of Aphanomyces invadans, 1515 nucleotides long. RefSeq lists its product as hypothetical. The transcript has 2 exons. NCBI's taxonomy places the organism in Eukaryota, Oomycota, Saprolegniomycetes, Saprolegniales, Verrucalvaceae. The record is from RefSeq and is a predicted model, not a curated record. The coding region runs from base 73 to 1419 and encodes 448 amino acids.
CAGAUCGCCAAACGCCACGCGCGGGUCGAUGGCACGGCGGGGUCAACACGGUAUUCUUCAACUCUCGUUUGGAUGGUAGCUCAACCGCUUGUUGUGCUGGACGCAGCGAACGUUGCCACGGUCGUGCGAGGGGCCGUGCGAAUCCAGCGGUUGCAAAGUGCCAUCGACCACUUUGAACGAGUUGGGGUUCGGUGCAUUGCGUUUGCUCCGGGAUACUGGACCAAGUCGAAAGCCGUCACUCCACGAGGUCGGCAACAACAGUCUGCGGAGAUGGAACUUGACCAAAAAUCCGAGAUGGCGCUCGUGCAACAGCUCGUUCUCGCCGAGAAAGUUGUGUUGACUCCUCCCCAAGCGCAUGACGACCUGUUCAUUAUCGACUACGCGAUGAAGCACGACGGGUUUGUCUUGACGAACGAUAUGUUUCGCGAUCAUGUGGCCAACAAGAUGCAAUUUCAUGGCAAGGAGUUGACUGAAGCGUGGGUGAAGAGCAACUGCAUCACGUUUGCUUUUGUCGGCACCGAGUUCCUGCCCAGUGCGCAGCACAUGCAGGCCCUCUUGCGCCCAAAGCACCCACUACCCAAAACAGUUGACGUAACUAGCAGUCCUCGAUCCAAGGCAGUGGAAGGAAGUCCUCGACUCUCCACCAACUCGAUGGCCACCAAGCCUGGGCUUACCAAGAAGACUCCGCUUCCUGCUGCGCCAAGCGGUCGUUCCAGCAGUCCACGUGCCAAAUCUCCAGCUUCCUCCAGGGACAACAGCACCACCAAGAUGUCGGACACCCGGACGACCGCGGCACGUCUGACCAUCAUCACAUCACACUCACAACCCCAGCCGCCAGACGACGAAUUGAGCUUUGAAGAGGAAGUUCGCACAAGUCUUCAUCCCUCCACUACUGAACAGGCUCCACAAAAACACCAACGCACAGCAAAGACACCAGUGCAGUCGCGGGUCUCCACACCGCGUCAUAGCACGCCGUCCAAGUCCAACAACAUGUACAAUUCCCUCGACGAAACGUCCGCAUCCAGCGACGACGACAAGGCGCACCGCAGCAAGAAGCAUGCAAGCCAACACGAAGAGCCCCACGAAAGUCGACCGAAUAUCCUAAACGACUGGAACGCACUCCAGUCGAUCAUUGCCAAGUGCAAUCUGCCAGCGGUCGCUGUCCGCUCGACCAACAACCAAGAAGACGACAUCUCUGUCACACAUCCCAAUCCAAACCAGACUGCCGUCGUCGCCACGAAGGUAUUGACUCCAUCGCAAAAAAAGCGAGGACGUCGACGUGCAAAUUUGAAGAAACAAGCUGCCGCUGCAAUGGUGUACCGCGGUAAGCUCUGGGUCCUCUGCGCUAUCCCUUUGGUGGGGGGAUUGGUGCUAAAUUCCUUUCUUAGUGCGAACCCCCCAUCCAUAGGGAGAGUGUGAAUUAGAUCGUUCCAGCGGGGCUGGUUGCAUCUGCUCUGUGGCAACCCCGCAGUGCCGAUAGAAUUCACAGCAAUUUACACUCGUUGCCGUGUUUGC